This is a messenger RNA of Dromiciops gliroides (monito del monte), 3418 nucleotides long. It is a transcript of the gene ACY1, whose product is annotated as aminoacylase 1. The record is from RefSeq and is a predicted model, not a curated record. Gene Ontology annotation, biological process: amino acid metabolic process. Gene Ontology annotation, cellular component: cytoplasm. The transcript is spliced from 15 exons. Lineage: Eukaryota; Metazoa; Chordata; Mammalia; Microbiotheria; Microbiotheriidae. Gene Ontology annotation, molecular function: aminoacylase activity. The coding region runs from base 599 to 2230 and encodes 543 amino acids.
AAUAGUCCUUGCCCUCAAGGAGAUUAAACUCUGCUGGGGAGGAGGCUGAGAAUUGGGUGCAUACGUGUAAGGAACACAACACAAAAUAAUUUAAAGAGGGAGAGUGGUUUUUUGUUGAUGUUUUUUUUUUUAAUGGGAUCCAGAGAGGCCUGAAUAGGAGAUGGCACCUGAGCCACGACCAGAGGCAGAGGUGAGGAGGGGGUGGGUGCAUUCCAUGGGCGGACUACGCGUCCGCACAGAGGGAAAAAAAACAAGUCUUCCUGGGGACCUGAGAGGCCAGUUUGUGGAUCCGGACAAGACUUGGCAACUGAUUGAUGGGAGGCUAUGGGAGCUAAGGGAGAGGGAGGAGCCAAGGAUGACUCACUGGACUCAAUCGUGAGUUCCUGGUUGGUGCCCUCAGCAGAAAUGGGAAGUUUGGAGAAAGGAUAGGUAGCUUUGGGGGACCGGGUUCUGGUUUGGAAACGUUGGCUGUGCGGGGCUUGGCGGGCAUUCAGGGAAUGGCAGGCUAGCAGCUGGUAGUUUAUGGAGAGAGAGUUCAGGAGGGAGACGGGGGUGGGUCUGGAAAUUUGGGAAAGCUCUGCAAAGGGAUCCUUAUUGAAUGAACCCCUGUGAGCUACUGCCUUCACCGAGGAAGGGGGAGGACGAGAGAAGAGUCCGAGACAGUGCUCCGCGGGGCCAGCCCAAGGUGACAGUGUCACAGCGACAUGGUGACAGUGUCUCUACUGUCAUGGUGACAGUUACAGCGAGAUGGGGGACACAGAGCGAUGCUCACAGGGAAGAUCCUCACAUGGUGACACCCAGGCUCACAUCAUGUCCCCGUGUCCCGCCUCCCCGCCAGCCCAGGGGCGGGGUCUGCCGGGGUGGGGCGGAGCCUCUCACCAUACUAGGACAACCCGGGCCAGGCCCCGCAGACUGGAUUGCAACGUCUGGACUGGCUGCUGGGGAUCCUGGCGCACCGGGGGCAGGGAGCAAGGCAUUCUGGACCACUAUGCCUGGCCAAGACCAUCAGCAGCUCUCCGAGGGGGAGCAUCCAGCUGUGACACUAUUUCGCCAGUACCUCCGAAUCCGGACUGUGCAGCCAGAGCCCAAGUAUGAUGAAGCUGUGCUUUUCUUGGAGAAGAUAGCCAAGGACUUGCACCUUGCAUGUCAGAAGGUGGAGGUGGCCCCAGGCCGAGUUGUGACAAUAUUGACCUGGCAAGGCACAGAUCCCAGGCUCCGUUCCAUUGUGCUUAACUCCCACACCGAUGUGGUGCCUGUUUUUGAGGAAAACUGGAAUCAUGAUCCCUUUGAAGCCUUCAAGGAUGCCCAAGGGAACAUUUAUGCUCGGGGUGCCCAGGACAUGAAAUGCGUUGGCAUUCAGUACCUGGAGGCUAUUCGAAGGCUAAAGGCAGAAGGGAAGUCUUUUCCCAGGACCAUUCACCUGACGUUUGUCCCUGAUGAGGAGAUUGGAGGACACCAGGGCAUGGAGCUGUUUGUGAAACGGCGGGAGUUUCAGGCUCUAAGAGCUGGCUUUGCUCUAGAUGAGGGUUUGGCCAGCCCUACAGAAACCUUCACCGUCUUCUACAGUGAGCGGAGCCCUUGGUGGCUCCAGGUCACAAGCUCUGGGAACCCAGGCCACGGCUCACGUUUCAUUGAGAACACGGCAGCAGAGAAGCUGCACAAGGUGGUCACUUCAGUCCUGGAGUUCCGAGAGCAGGAGAAGCAACGGCUAGAGUCAGACCCCAGCCUGACCCUGGGGGCUGUGACCUCCGUGAACCUGACCAUCCUGCAAGGAGGGGUUGCCUUCAAUGUGGUGCCGCCCACCAUGAGUGCUAGCUUCGACUUUCGAGUGGCUCCACAAGUGGACCUCAAGGCCUUUGAGAAACGGAUUCAGGGCUGGUGCAAGGAGGCCGGGGAAGGUGUCACCUACGAGUUUCAACAGAAAUGGACAGAGCCCCGAAUUACAGCCACAGAUGACUCUAACCCGUGGUGGGCUGAGUUCAGCAGAGUCUGUAAAGAGAUGAAUCUCAGUGUGAAGCCCGAGAUCUUCCCGGCUGCCACUGACAGCCGCUACCUACGAGCCGCAGGGGUCCCAGCACUGGGCUUCUCCCCGAUGAACCGAACCCCAGUCCUGCUGCAUGACCACAACGAGUUCCUGAAUGAAACCGUGUUCCUUCGGGGCAUUGACAUCUAUGCCCGACUGCUGCCUGCCCUGGCCAGUAUGCCGGCCCUGCCCGACGAAUACAAAUAGUCCCACCUAACAGCAGCCUGUGGCUUCUCUGAGUGCCUUCCCCUCCCCAACCUGCUGAGGCCCAGGGACUUCCCCCUUAGGAACCCACCUAGGAACUUAAUGCCAAAGACCCCGACCUCCAAUAAAGCCUCGUUUUGGUGCUGAGCUCUACUGUGUCCCCUCUCCACCAGGAGACAUGCACUCCUAUCUCCUUCACUCACUGAGCACCUUCUGCUAGCCCUUGCUAGGGACUGUGGAAGAGGAAGGGGUGGCAAGGGGAGCGGUACAAAGCUGAGGAAGAUCAGUGAUAGAAGAAGUGUUGCAUGAUGCUGGGCCUGGAGUCCAGAAGACCUAGAUUCAAAUCCUGCUACUGACCCUAGCUGUGUAAGUAUGGGCAAACCACUUACCACUUGGGUUUCACUUACUUCAUCUGUAAAAAAUAUUUCUAUUUUGUAGUAGCAAAGGACAGAAAUGAAAGUCGAUGCCCAUUGAUUAGAGAAUGACGGAACACAUUCUAGUUCGCUGUAGUUGGACUGGAGGGGUUUGCCCUUUCCUUCUCCAGCUCAUUUUACAGAUGAGGAAACUGAGGCAAACAGGGUCAAGUGACUUGCCCAGGGUCAUAGCUAGUAAGUGUCUGAGGCCAGAUUUGAGCUUGGGUCUUCCUGACUCCAGACCCAGUGCUCUAUCCACUGCACCACCAGCUGCCUCUGGUUUGUUCCAUAAAUGAUUUAUUCCAUUACAGGGCAAGACUUGGGAUGGGGGAGAGAAGGGGUGGAGACAAUUCAGUGAGCAUUUAUUAAAAUCAGAACGGGGCUGAGAUACCUGUAGGUAAUACAGCAUGUUCCCUCAUGGAGUUUCUAGUCUGUUAGUGGGGAAGAAGUGGAAACACCCUCAGAGAAGACAGGCACACACACUAAUGCACUGCUCGUGGUACAACCAUUCUGGAAAACUCCACUUGGGAGUUGUACCAGAAAAGCUGCUAAGUAGCUCAGUUGCUAAAGUGAUACAACUACCCAGGUGCAUAUACCCACGGCAGCUAAUGGCUGAAGGAGACAAAAGUAUUUAGAGUGGUGCUUUUUUGUAGUGGCAAACGGCUGAAAUGAAAGUGGCUGCCCACGGGCUGGAGAACUGACUGAAGGUGGACUAACAAGACUACUCACAAAUAAAAGUCAUGUAAAAACAAGAGAUAUCAAUAAAAGUUUUUAAAAA